Messenger RNA from Amoebophrya sp. A25, 449 nucleotides. The record is from the annotation of a GenBank genome assembly. Lineage: Eukaryota; Dinophyceae; Syndiniales; Amoebophryaceae.
GCAAUGCACUCAUCGCGGGAAAGCGGUGCCUUUUGCGUUCGAGCGUUGUUGACGCAGUCAGCGGGAAGGCAAAGCUUAAACUGGAGCGGCACUGCUUGGUCGAAGGCAAGGCAUUUGUAUUUCCAUUUGAUGUAAGUGACGACAAUGUUGACGUAUUCAUCAUUAUGUUGCACGAGAAAGAUAGUACGACGCUCAAUGGCGUUUUCAUUUUUCCGAAGGAAUAUCUUGCAGAACGAGGCAUACUCUCAGUUGACCGUGUUGGAGGUAAGUUCUCUACAAUGUUGUAUCCACCUGGAUGCAUGGAAUCCUCACAGAAAGAGAAGAAAGAACUAGCCUCGUCACAACAAAGUUACUUCAUUUCGUUUGCUAAAGAUUCAGAUUGUGCUUUGGUGACGGGCUCCCGCGCAACUGAAGCUAAGACGGAAAUUGCUGACUACGUAGAGAAGGAG